AUGCGAACACUGGAGAAAGAAAACCAAGGUGUAUCAUUUGAGCUGAAAACAGAGGCGUUGAGUAACAUGGAUGAUCUGAUGAUCCUACAACUGAAUUAUGUGAAAAUGAAUGGGUCUGAUGAGAAUUUCCCAACACAAUUAAGAUGGUUGUGUAUGCAUGGGUUCCCUUUAAAGUAUAUACCUUUAGAGUUGCGGAUGGAUAAUCUAGUUGCUCUUGACCUGUCUUAUAGCAAAAUUGAAUCAUUUGACGUUCGUUAUACUAAUCCAUCACGACCAGAGAAGAAGCAAAAGUUAGAUGGAUCGUGCUCCAAAGAGAAAAAGUUGCUUGGAUCAUUGAAGAUUCUUGAUUUAAGUUUUUGUGAACAACUUCGUAGGGUGGGUGGCUUUGAUGGACUUCAUGCACUUGAGAGGUUAAUACUUACAAAUUGCAUUCAUUUGCUUGAGGUUUGCGAAUCAAUUGAGCAAUGUGCCGAACUUGGUCUACUUGAUCUGAGCUACUUCAAAACACUUAAAAAACUUCCAAGAACCAUACGGAUGCUAAAGAAGGUUAAAACACUUUCGCUAGAUGGUUGUAAUCUUGGUGAAUCUCAAACCAAGAUUAGUGAUAUGGAUUCCGUCAUUUUGGAGGCUAUACCAAAUGAUCAAAAGUUCUUUAUGAUUUCUUUACCGAGGUCUUUAGUAAGCUUGUCAUUUGAAAAUGCUAAUUUAUCCAACGAAUCCUUUCCCAUGGACUUCAGUUGCCUCUCCAUGUUAAAGGAAUUAUAUCUGGAUGAAAAUCCGAUCGUAUCCUUGCCCAAUUGUGUGAGAAACCUUCCUAGACUUGUGAUACUCAGUAUGAAAAAAUGUAAAUUACUGAUGUCAAUUGAGAAUCCUCCAUAUACACUAGCAUUUUUAGACAUCUAUUCUAUCUCAGAACAUAAGCCUUUGCUACAAAAAGUUUCAUUUGUUCCAGAAAUGUCCCCUCUCGAGUUAUCAUUGGGGGGUGGGAACUCGUUAGCACCUUCAUCGCUUGAAAUUGAAGGCAUGGUCAAAAUUCAACCAAUGACAAGUGUUCAGGAAAAGGUGUUGCAUGUUUUGGGCUGGACUAAUUUAGACUUCACUGAUGAGAGUCGUGUGGGAACUUAUUUUUUGCUUAGAGGACCAGAGGAAUCUGAAAUCCAGAUGUACUACGAAUUUGGAAUAUUUAGCACAAUUUAUGGGGGUGAAAAGAUGCCAAAUUGGAUUAGUAGUAGAAGCAAGGGGCCAUCAAUAUCUUUUACCAUCCCAUCAUCUCCUAACAAUCUCAGGGGAUUGAAUUUCUGCUCUGUGCAGAAGUCUCCAUUUAGGAAUAUUGAUGAUUUCCUUAGUUUACCCCUGAUAAUAAUUAGUAAUAGAACAAAGAAACAGACAUGGAUAUACGAACAUUACAUUCAUAAUGUGAGUGUAGGUGGAGGGUGUGCAAUAUUGUUGAGCCAUUGGAUGUAUGGGAUGAAGGAAAUGGAAGAUGGAAAGAGGGAUGAAGAAGAAGAUGCUUUAGGUUCUUACAAAUCAUGGAAUCACAUCAUUGGUGGAGAUCUCACUGGAUUUGAGUUGACAACAGGAGAAUACAUCCUACACAAUGAACGAUUUUUGGUGCAUGGCACUGAAGUGAAUCUAUAUCAUCUUCCACUUGUUGGAGAUGGCGCCAUCUUUAAAGGUUAG
This is a messenger RNA of Lactuca sativa (garden lettuce), 1680 nucleotides long. The record is from RefSeq and is a predicted model, not a curated record. Lineage: Eukaryota; Viridiplantae; Streptophyta; Magnoliopsida; Asterales; Asteraceae.